Olea europaea var. sylvestris is the source of this 699-nucleotide messenger RNA. RefSeq names its product EG45-like domain containing protein. The record is from RefSeq and is a predicted model, not a curated record. Gene Ontology annotation, cellular component: cell wall; apoplast. The transcript has 3 exons. Gene Ontology annotation, biological process: systemic acquired resistance. Lineage: Eukaryota; Viridiplantae; Streptophyta; Magnoliopsida; Lamiales; Oleaceae. The coding region runs from base 54 to 443 and encodes 129 amino acids.
ACAUACCCACAAACAUAUACUCUCUUUUUGCACAGAUAAAAAAUCAUAGAGAAAUGAGCUUUCAAAUUCGAGUUAUUUUGAUGGUGGGCAUAUUGAUAUGCCUUACCUCUAUUGAAAUUGCUGAAUCAGGAACUGCUACUUUCUACACCCCACCUUAUGUUCCAUCGGCAUGCUAUGGCUUCCAAGAAAAAGGCACCGUGAUAGCUGCUGCCAACCCUUCAUUGUACAAUAAUGGAGCAGUUUGUGGAAGAAGGUACAGGGUUAAGUGCAUUGGAGGCACCAACAGCGUACCAAACCCCUGCAAAGGGCAGGAAGUAACUGUAACAAUUGUAGAUCGUUGCGCAGGAUGUGGAAAUAAUCAGCUUGAUCUCUCUCAGGAAGUCUUUUCCACCAUUGCUAAUCCUGAUGCAGGAAGAAUCUUGAUCGAAUAUACUCAGGUUUGAGACAAUUCGAUGUGGGAAAUGAAGGAAUUUGCGAUCCCGAAUAAGCUAGUUACUGUACUUUAUGUACCCACAAAAUAAUAAAAAUCCUAUGUACUAGUUGAAUAAGUGAAUAAUAGGCAUUGGCUAGAAAUGUAUUUGAGAAUUGUGUAAUGCUAGCUGGAGGAUCGAUGCCACGUAUGUAAGUGUGUGACUGUAAUAAUGUUCUGUUGUAAUUUCUUUAUGCAAAUGAAACUUCAAGUUUCCGUCGUAGGAAUUA